AUGAGAUAUAAAGUCAACAUUGUACAAUUUUGUCAAUUCAUUGAAAAAGAUUCAUUAGAAUUAACUGAGUCUGAAAAAUCAAGAAAGAUUCUCAAAAUUUGCAACAUUUAUAAAUAGUAUAUUUAGUUAAAGGAUAUUGAAAGUAUAUAUUAAAACGAUGUUGCUCGAAUAAAAAAUUAGGAAUCUGUGAAUAAUAGAAACAAAGUAUUUGUCAAUUGGGAUUUGUUUAAAUAAGCAAUGAGAGAAUAAUUCGAAAGAAAAUCUAAUACAAAUCGUAAUCCUUCUUAAUAAAUUUAGGUAUAUUAACGUUAAUAAGAAAGUUUAGACAGCUUGAAAAAAGAUUUUUAAUUAUCUACUAUAAGACUAAUUGCAAAAUAUUAUAAAAAAUUAGGAGGGUAGCUUGAAUUAAGUGGAAAUUUAAUUUCUGAAGAUGUGUAAAUAGAAUUAUUGAUAAAAACUUUAGAGAAAUAAUAAACUAAUGUAUUUAACAUAGAUCAUCUAAAAGACUUUUUGAAAAAAUGUUAAGAAAUAUUUUUAAAUAAAGAAAUUUAUCUAAUCAAACUAUGCAGAAUAUUUUUAUAACUUAAAAGACCUACUCAGGAUGAAAUAGAUUCCUUGGUUGAAGCAAAAGAUGAAUAAUCUAAAUAAGCUGUCAGGGAAAAAAAAGAUAUAUAUAUAAAGUUUUAAAGAGUUAUGGCUGAUGGUUAAUUAGAUGUAUUGGCAUUAGAAAUGCUGAAUUAAACAGAUGAUGAUCAAUAUAAAAUUGAAGCGUUAUCUUUUCUUAUUCAUUUAUUAGAUUUUGGAAAUGAAUAUAUAUAGAGAAAAUUUUAUCAAUUGUUAAAGGGGGAUAAUGUGAAAUAAAAGUUUUUAGUAUUUUUAAGAGGAUUCUUUUUGACAGAUUUAGAUGUAAGAAUUAAAGAAUUAGAAUUAACUGAAAAUGAUAAUACUGAAUAUAAAUUAUGCUGUCUUAAAGUACUGUAAUUACUUUAAGCCAUGUGUGAAAAUGUUAACAUGGAUUUUCAGAGAUUUCUAGUAUUUUAAUAUGAUGAUGAUUCUUAUUAAGCAAAUAUCAAUAUCGUAAAUGAGGUUGCUAGUUUAUUAGCUGAUCUUUUAGAAAAAGGAUAAAAAGUAUUUUAUAAACUUUAAGAUAUUUACAGAUAAGCUUUAGAGAGUUUGGUUGAAUUUUCUACAGGUUAUGUGGAAAACAAAAAGGAAUUAUGUAAAAACACUAGAUUAUUUACUUUAUUAAAUUCAAUUUUGCAGAAGUAAGACCUAUAAAGUUUCAGUUAGCUUGAGAAAGAAAACAGUAUAAUAUUAAAGGAAAGACAAUUGAAUUAGUCAUUGGAGGAAGAAAUAGUGAUAGAUACAAGAGGGAUUGGUUCAGACGAAGGAAAAAAGAAAUAUGGAUUAUAUUAGACAUUGUAAUCAUUUAUUAAACUACUCUUGUUAUUGACCUAAGGAAGAGUGGAUAUUUAAUCAUUAGAAUUCAUUUUAAAAACUGUUGAUAUUUCUAUUUUGAUAAGGAUAUGUAAAUCUAUAUAUGAAGAAAGAAUCAAGCCAAAAUAAAAAAACAUAGUUUUAGAUAACAUUUGUGAUGAAUCAGAAACAGGCAUUCAUAGAUAUUGUACAAAUAGCUUAUGCCAUUUUGGUUUAAGAACAGAUGAAGAUAAUAUGUUAAUAUAAACUGGGUUUAAUAUAUUUACCAUAUGUCUGAAAUUAUCGGAACAUUUUCCAUACGAUAAAUAAUUGGACUUGUUCAAAUUUGAUGAAGAGCAAGAAGAAUAUGAAGACCUUUUGGAUAUAGAUGAUUUUCAAGAGGAAGAAUAAUAAAGAAAAAACACUUUGCCCAUCUAAAAAAUAUUACCUCUAAACAAAGGAAGCUAAUGUGAUUAUAAUUAAGAUGAUGUUGAUGGAUUGUUGCAUUAAGAUGAAAUGAAAUUUAAUGAUUUAAGCUUUAAAAAUAUAAUGAUGAAUGUUAGGAAGAACAAAAAUUAUCAAUUUGAUAGAACACAAAGAUUUUUUAAAUUUUAUAGAUAAUUUACUGGAAGAAUAGAGAUACAAAAUGAAUUCAACCAAAUAGAAAAAGUAUAUUUUUAAAAACCUUUUGUUUGCAAUUUUAUUACUCCAAAUAUUAAACAACAUUUGAUCUAUGAAAUCAAUAGAGAAACGGAUGAAGACAGAAUGUUAGGAUUGAUUGAGUUUUCUGAAUUCUAUUAGGUUCAAAUGAGGCAUUCUUAAUACAUCAACAAUAAAAAAAUUAUGCAUUUUGGUGCUGUGUAUUGGAGGUUAUUAAAGGAUUUAUCCUUCCUUUUAUGUCUAAUAUUUGUAAUUCUACUUAUAUUUAUGCAUGAUACAGUAAUCAAUAGUAAAAUAGGAUCUAAUACUGAAGCCCCUGAAGAUACUGAUGUGACAACUGGAGAAAACUUUGUCAGUUAUUUAAACAAUGUAUUGAUACACUAUUAUAUAUUAGGUAAUUACUAUUGUAUAAUUGGUUUUAAAUCUAAUUAUUGUGUUCUUUUGUGCCAUUGAAAGAUAUCCUAUUUCCAUUACAUAUAAUAGAGGUCAGACAAAUGCAAAAAGAGUUUAAAUCUUAAAAAAGGAAGCAGGAUUUUAGAUUUCAUGGUUGACGAUGAAAUAUUAUAGUUUAAUAGGAUACUUUGAAUCUGCAUUUUAAGAAGAAAAAGUGAAUCACAAUCCAAUAAAGCAAUUAAUUUUAGUGAUAUUUUUUGACUUCGAUAAUUUUUAUAAUGUAAGAUAUAUUCAUCUAUACUAGAUAUGCAUUUUUGGCCUGACUGUAUAUGCGUUCUUUAAUCCUUACAUUUAUGCUGUACUUUUAUUAGAUAUCAUCAAAAGAUCUGAAGAUCUUUAAAAUAUCAUUAGAUCAAUUACAUCAAAUGGUCGAAAUUUAGCUAUCUUUUCAUUUUUAGGAUUAAUUGGUUUAUUAAUUUAUGCUAUAAUUGCAUUCUCUAAUUUUGAUUCAAUGUUUGAUGAUGAAAGUGGAGUAUAUGGCUAGACAUUUAAUCUUGCUGUUACCUCAACAAUCAAUUUUGGAUUAAGAAAUGGUGGUGGUUUAGGGGAAUCUUUAACGAAAUAUCCGGAUGCUUAUGAUUAUCCCACAUUAUAUUGGGGUAGAUACUUCUUUGAUUUUACUUUCUUUAUCAUUUUUAACAUUCUUUUUAUCUAAAUCAUAUUCGGAAUCAUAUUGGAUACUUUUGGCGAAUUAAGAGAUGAAAGAUAAGCUUUGGUUAAGGAAAUCGAAGGGAAGUGCUUUAUUUGUAGCUAAGAGAAGAAUGAUAUUGAUACAAAGUAAAAAUUUCAAUUAUAUUCAUAUUAGAGGUACAAAAGGUUGGCAUUAUCAUAUUUACUUAGAACAUAACGUGUAUCAUAUGUUAUACUACAUUAUUUAUAUUAAAAGUAAAGAUGCUAAUGAUUGUAAUUCUUUGGAGAAAUAUUUAAAAAAAUGCAUACAAGAAAAAGAGACUAAAUUUUUCCCAUUUGGUAGAGCACUUUAAAUAGAAGAAUAAGGAGGAGAGGAAGAUUAUAUGGAUUUAAAAUGA
Molecule: messenger RNA, 3557 nt
Organism: Paramecium octaurelia
Lineage: Eukaryota; Ciliophora; Oligohymenophorea; Peniculida; Parameciidae
Source: the annotation of a GenBank genome assembly